GCUGUGAGUCGCUUGGAAAACAUGAAAGAAGUAGCUAUUGACUCUUCUGCUGUUGAGUCUUUUCCGAGCAUUCGCUCUGGUAGCUAUGCCAACAUUGGAACGAGGCAUUCUAUGGAUGAUGAACACAUUCGGAUUGAUGAUCUAUCUGCUCAUCUGGGUUCUUUCUUCAAGUGGCCAAGUGCUUUUUAUGCUGUGUUUGAUGGUCAUGGUGGGCCUGAUGCUGCUGCUUAUAUCAAGAGAAAUGCUAUGAGGUUGUUUUUUGAAGAUGCCGAGUUGCCACAAACAUCUGAUAUUGAUGCUGUGUUCCUCGACGCAUUGGUGGAUUGCCAUAAGAAGGCAUUUUUACUGGCAGACAUUGCCUUGGCUGAUGAAAGCAGCGUUAGUAGUUCUUGCGGAACAACAGCUCUGACUGCCCUAGUUCUUGGAAGGCAUCUACUGGUUGCAAAUGCUGGUGACUGCCGGGCAGUUUUAUGCAGGAAAGGGGUAGCUGUUGAUAUGUCACAAGAUCACAGGCCUUCUAAUUUGCCAGAGCGCAAGCGGGUUGAGGAGUUGGGUGGCUACAUUGAAGAUGAAUAUCUUAAUGGUUAUCUCUCGGUUACUAGAGCUCUUGGAGACUGGGAUUUGAAACUCCCACUUGGGGCUGCAUCGCCUCUCAUUGCUGAGCCAGAUGUUCAAGAGCUUAUGUUAACAGAGGACGAUGAAUUCUUGAUCAUUGGUUGUGAUGGCAUAUGGGAUGUUUUGUCAAGCCAGGAUGCUGUCAGCUUUGUCCGGCGUGGACUUAGGCGGCAUGAUGACCCGGUGAUGUGGGCCAGAGAACUAGUUAUGGAAGCAUCACGCCUCCAUUCAACUGAUAAUCUAACUGUAGUUAUCAUCUGCUUCUCUUCACCUAUUGUUGUUGAGUCAUGUACCCCUCGGAGGAGGUUCAGGUGCUGCAGUCUUUCUGAGGAAUCUCGAAAUAGAUUGAGAAGCUUGUUGGAAGGCACUUGAACGUGCAGAAAAAUUAUUUUGUAUUUGCAGAAAUUUUUAAUGAUAAAGGAUUUUUGUCUGUUUGUGGCUGUUUCAGAUAGCUAAGAAAAAAAGCAGCCAGCUGUUCUGUAGGGAUAGAAGAGAGGAUACUGGAAUAGCGGUUGCGUCAAGUAAAGAUUAUGUUUCUGGAUUGGUAAAUUUAAUGAGGCCAGAUUAUUUUGCCAUAGUUUCAUAUUCGGUUCAUUUCAAUACGUGCCCAGUUUGUUUUAUUUUCUUUUAUUAAUCAUCUGUCUCGUAUGGAGUUAGAACUGUUGGGUUGGGCAAUAAUUUGAAGUUGAUUUAUGCAUUGAUUUGUUUCUGGCUUUCUGAUUCCAAUUCCAACCACUAGUCAUUUGUGUUGGAUCGUUUAACCCGUGGCAGAGGAGUUUUUGUUCAUUUACUAGGAUGGGUUGGUUUAGUGGCGCACAAAGGCCUCACAAUCUUAAUGGAAGGCGAGGCCAUCUGAUCUGCCCACACAAUCAGUCCACCACGAGACGAGAAAGAGUGAAGGUAGGAUAUCUGAGGCCACCAUUUUCUGGAGUUUAUACCUUCACCUUGUACAUUAUCAACAAAGAAAUUCCAAAUAAUGGACCUGUGGUGUUAUUCCAUGCUACAUGUUCUUUGCCCACAUAUCAUUGCCCAAUCGCCCUCUUUCUCUCUCAUUUUGGGGCUUGGCCCCGUCAAACCAUUUGAUUUGGGGGACUGAAUAUGAUUAAUGGCUGGAACUCUAGAAAAAGAUCCAGCCGUUGAAUCAAAAUCACUUUCAACGAUUUAGGUUGAAGGUGGACCUGCUCAUCAAGGGUCGGGAUCCGUUCAUUUUAUGAUACAGAAGAAAAUUGCCAGUCAAAUUGACCGAGGCAAACGAAAGGCUUUGAUUGCAUCAGAUUCUCACUUGUAACCGACGCACGAAUACACCAGAUUGCUCUGAACUAUAAAUAAAACAAAAAAAUAAAAAAGAAAAAAGGUAAAAUAUUCUUGGGCCGGUGAAUUGUCAAAAGCCGCAGUCUCAUCGUCAUGAUACAAAUUAGAAAGAGAACUCACACUGUGUAGAUACCACAACAAUAAAAAAUGGCGAUGGCAAGCUUCGCGAGAAGAAAGGCAUACCUUCUUGCUAGAAAUUUCUCCAAUUCCAACCCUGAUGCUCUCAGGUACUCUUUCUCGCUCACCAGCUUCUCUCGUGGCUUCGCCUCCUCGGGAUCUGAGGAGAACGACGUCGUUGUCAUCGGCGGCGGUCCCGGCGGCUACGUCGCUGCUAUCAAGGCCGCUCAGCUCGGACUCAAAACCACUUGCAUCGAGAAACGUGGAACUCUCGGUGGCACCUGCCUCAACGUUGGAUGCAUCCCUUCUAAGGCACUUCUUCACUCCUCCCAUAUGUUCCAUGAAGCUCAGCAUUCAUUUGCCAGCCAUGGUGUGAAGUUUUCAUCUGUUGAAGUUGAUUUACCAGCUAUGAUGGCUCAAAAAGACAAAGCUGUUGCUAACCUGACACGAGGUAUUGAAGGUUUAUUUAAGAAGAACAAAGUGAACUAUGUGAAAGGGUAUGGCAAAUUCAUCUCCCCCUCUGAGGUGUCUGUAGACACAAAUGAAGGUGGAAACACUGUUGUGAAAGGCAAGAAUAUUAUAAUUGCGACUGGCUCUGAUGUCAAAUCUCUACCUGGAAUCACCAUUGAUGAAAAGAAAAUUGUAUCAUCUACCGGUGCUUUGGCUUUGUCUGAAAUUCCUAAGAAGCUUGUGGUCAUUGGGGCAGGCUACAUUGGGCUUGAGAUGGGCUCAGUUUGGGGCCGGCUUGGUUCAGAAGUAACUGUUGUUGAGUUUGCCCCAGAUAUCGUCCCAAGCAUGGAUGGGGAAAUUCGCAAGCAAUUCCAGCGUACGCUUGAGAAGCAGAAGAUGAAAUUCAUGCUCAAAACUAAGGUGGUUGGAGUUGAUAGUUCUGGAGAUGGUGUAAAGUUGACUCUUGAGCCAGCAUCUGGUGGUGACCAGACAACACUUGAAGCUGAUGUGGUUCUUGUUUCUGCUGGUAGGACUCCAUUCACUGCUGCACUUGGGCUGGACAAGAUAGGCGUGGAAACAGAUAAGGUGGGACGAAUUCCAGUGAAUGAAAGGUUUGCAACAAAUGUAUCUGGAGUUUAUGCAAUUGGGGAUGUGAUUCCAGGACCAAUGUUGGCCCACAAGGCAGAAGAGGAUGGAGUUGCUUGUGUGGAGUUCAUAGCUGGUAAACAAGGCCAUGUAGAUUACGACAAGGUCCCUGGAGUUGUCUAUACACACCCUGAGGUUGCUUCUGUUGGUAAGACAGAGGAGCAGGUUAAGGCACUUGGUGUUGAUUACAGGGUUGGGAAGUUUCCUUUCGUAGCAAAUAGCCGUGCCAAGGCAAUUGAUGAUGCUGAAGGGAUAGUCAAGAUAUUGGCUGAGAAGGAGACAGAUAAAAUAUUGGGAGUCCAUAUCAUGGCCCCUAAUGCUGGUGAGCUCAUUCACGAGGCAGCACUGGCCCUUACGUAUGAUGCUGCAAGUGAGGAUAUAGCACGUGUGUGCCAUGCACAUCCAACAAUGAGCGAGGCAUUGAAGGAAGCUGCCAUGGCUACACAUGACAAGCCCAUACACAUAUAAAAUAUUGAACAGUAAUUGUUUUUCAUUUUUGUCUUCAGGAUUUUGCAAGUUUAGCAAAAACUUGACCUUUUCUAAUGUUUUUGUUAUUGAAGCAGAUGAAAUGCUUGAAUAGAAAUUUGCCGUUGUUCAUUUCCUUGCAGAAUAAUUUCAUGUGUUAAUAUUGUCGGAUGACAUGAGAUGUACUUUGAUCUAAUGGGCAAUAAUCAAUCGGAAGGAGCUAGUAUGUAUGGUCGCAACUAGUGUUUAA
Hevea brasiliensis (rubber tree) is the source of this 3853-nucleotide messenger RNA. RefSeq names its product dihydrolipoyl dehydrogenase 1, mitochondrial. The record is from RefSeq and is a predicted model, not a curated record. Gene Ontology annotation, cellular component: oxoglutarate dehydrogenase complex; mitochondrion. The transcript has 2 exons. Gene Ontology annotation, molecular function: flavin adenine dinucleotide binding; dihydrolipoyl dehydrogenase (NADH) activity. Lineage: Eukaryota; Viridiplantae; Streptophyta; Magnoliopsida; Malpighiales; Euphorbiaceae. Bases 2074 to 3606 code for a protein of 510 amino acids.